Molecule: messenger RNA, 1705 nt
Organism: Acanthochromis polyacanthus (spiny chromis)
Lineage: Eukaryota; Metazoa; Chordata; Actinopteri; Pomacentridae
Product: coiled-coil domain-containing protein 106-like
Cellular component (GO): nucleoplasm
Source: RefSeq, a predicted model, not a curated record
GCGGAGCUCCAGCCUCGUCCGUGUCGCCGCCCCUCUCAGACAUGCCUGUUGUAGUCUCGCAUUUUUACACUCGUCUCUGUUUAUAUUUUUUUGGAAAAACGGAGCGUUUUGCGCGAAGUAAGACUCGACCUGAACAGGGGACAAACUCGGACUCGUUCCCUUCGCCACUUUUACCCGCUGGACUCUCUUGAAGGUCUGGAGAGAUGUCAUCGGUGUGGCAGCAGGAGCCGUCAGGUUACUCCCCCUGCGUAGAGAUCGACUCCAGCUCCGUGAGGACCAAAGACCGACUCAGCUCUCCGGCCUGGUUGAAGCAGGAACAAGACGAUCUGCGAAUCAUCAAGUGGGAGAAUUUUCAGUCGGGAGCUUCGGCAGAUGCAGUUCAGGACAACACGCCCAGCAGCGCCAUGUCAGCUGCCUCCCAGGUGGAGACUCCCCCGAGGGUGCUGCUGACCAUCACCAAGCUGCAGUGCAUGCUGGAGAGCAAACAGGAGCGAAUCGCCGCCCUGGAGCGGCAGGUGGAGGAUCUGAUGCAGGACCGCAAGUUCCUGAGGAGCCAGAUUGAAAACCUGACAAGCAAUCGCUCCAUGCCGGCGUUUGCUUCACCCAGUCCAGUGACUGAAGCUCCUAAACCGAGCAAGGUGCAGCACUCAGAAACCAAAUCUCGAAAGAGAGAGAGAGCGUCUUCUACGUCCUCCGACAGCAGCGACAGCGGUUCAGAGGCGUCCGACUCAUCAGAAAUGUCGGCGGCUUCAAGCGAACACAGACGGAAGAAACAUCACAAGGACAAGAAAAGAUCAAAGAAAGGGAAAGACUACAGCAGGAAGAGAGCUACCGGCGUCCAGUACGUCAUCCACCGCUACAAACAAGUCCUGUCCGCCUUCAUCAAGAAGAAAAGCAUGAGCGAAGCCUUCCGCCAUCUUGGAAUCGACCGGAACACCAUCGCCAACACGGCCUCGAUCGCCGAGCUCCACCUGGCCGGCAAAGACAUGGUCCCCCUGGUGGGCAUGUUUCGCCAAGGAGAAGAGACUCUGGUCAGCUACGCCCAAAGGUGCACCCUGGUCAUCGACAGCGACGCCGACCUCUCCAGGAGAAUAGACCAGAUGAAAGCCAACGGCGAGCUGCUGCCCAUCUCAGGGAAAAGGCCGAGGGUGCUGCAUUCUCACCUGCAGCAGCUGGGGGGCGCUGCAGAGAGCAUUUUAAUAGGUUGAUGCUAAUUUGUUUGCAUUGAGAAGAAGUGGAACACAAUGCCUUCACAGAAUGAUAUUCCUUUGGUUUUAUUUCCUGAUCUGAACUGCUGGAUUUAUGUAGCAUUUUCUUUAAUUCUGCUUUUGUCUCGAGGGGACCAGAAAUCUUUCAAUGCAUACAUUCAUAUGUUCUUAUAGCCAUAAAUAAUUUAUUGCAGCUGCUGGCAACAGUUUUUUAAAUUUAUUUAAUAUUACUUGUGUGUGUAGUAACAGAAACAUCCACAAGAUGGCAGCGCUCACAUGUUAGAUCAUGUUUACAAAUCACUUCUCUUGUCAUUUCCUUCAAAAUGGUGGAUGGCCACUUUCCAUUUUCCAGCACUUAAGUUUUGUGUUCAUAGAGUUUGUGGGGGGGAAAAAAGAAGAUUUUUAUCAUGUUGUGAUUCAUCUGCUGUAAGCUGAAGUGAGCGAUGUGCAAACUGCAUUUAACAAAGCAAGAAAUGAAAAUGCUCUUUGUUCAUACA